GCAAAAACACUUUGAGUAAACACACCGCUCAAUGGAAAGCAUCUGAUAAGACCUGCUGCAUUUCUGGUGGCUCAUUCAGGAGGACUUGGUGCUCCCAUUAGGUCUGCAGCUUCAUCGGGGCCGUCUCACCUCCUCUCCCCGAGGGACCCACCAUGUCCACGACCAUCUGCCAGGUGAUGGGGUUCAUCAUUUCGUCACUGGGUGUUGCGGGGUGCAUGGUGGCCACUGCCAUGGAUAUGUGGAGCACACAGGACUUGUAUGACAACCCGGUCACGGCUGUCUUCCAAUAUCAGGGACUGUGGAGGAGCUGCGUGCGGCAGAGCUCCGGCUUUACAGAGUGCCGGCCAUAUUUCACCAUUCUUGGGCUGCCAGCAAUGUUCCAGGCUGUGAGGGCCCUCAUGAUCGUGGGUAUUGUCCUGGGCAUCCUUGGCCUCCUUGUGUGCAUUUUUGCUCUGAAAUGCAUUCGUAUUGGCAACAUGGAGGAUUCUGCAAAAGCCAGCAUGACUCUGACCUCUGGCAUUAUGUUUAUUGUUGCUGGUCUUUGUGCUAUCACUGGGGUGUCCGUGUUUGCCAAUAUGCUGGUCACAAACUUCUGGAUGUCCACAGCCAACAUGUACCAAGGAAUGUAUCAGAAUGUCCAGAACAGGUAUACCUUUGGCUCAGCCCUCUUUGUUGGCUGGGUGGCAGGUGGUCUGGCCCUCGUAGGAGGCAUCAUGAUGUGCCUGGCUUGCAGAGGGCUGAUUCCAGAAGAAUCCCGUUACAAAGCAGUAUCCUACAAUGCUUCAGGACGGAAUAUCUCCUACAGAACGGGUCCGUAUAAGGUUGCUUCAGGGUAUGAGCCUGAAACAAAGACUAAAAAAGGUGCAGGAUAUGAAGAAGCUGCUCGAAGUGAGGAUGGAAGACGCUCAUACCCUUCAAAAUAUGACUAUGUCUAGUAGACUUUCUGGGCUUGAUUUGCGCUAUAUUUUAUAAAAU
Messenger RNA from Pezoporus occidentalis (night parrot), 975 nucleotides. It is a transcript of the gene CLDN18, whose product is annotated as claudin 18. Gene Ontology annotation, biological process: cell adhesion; bicellular tight junction assembly. Lineage: Eukaryota; Metazoa; Chordata; Aves; Psittaciformes; Psittacidae. Gene Ontology annotation, molecular function: structural molecule activity. The transcript has 5 exons. Gene Ontology annotation, cellular component: plasma membrane; bicellular tight junction. Bases 153 to 935 code for a protein of 260 amino acids. The record is from RefSeq and is a predicted model, not a curated record.